AUGCCUUCCGAAAAGCCAUUUCACCAUAGGGCUACCCUUAAACAAACAAAUAAGCCUUUUAAAUCAAAACAUGCCACAAAAGGCUCUCUGAAAGAUCAAGCAAAGGGUAAAAUUAAGCGCAAAUCUGUAAAGCAGUCGACCCCACGUCCCAAUUUUGUUUCAAAGGCUGAUCGUCGUAAUGCUGCCAAGUUGGAACAAAGAAAAAAGAGAGAGGAAUUGAUAAAGGCUAACAGAUUUUUUGAAGGCCGAAAUAGUACUCCAAAAAUUGUGGCUGUUAUUCCCUUAUGUUCCGAUGUAAAUUCACUUAAUGUUGUAGAAAAUAUAUAUGCAAGCGUCGAACAAUCGGCUCCAUCGAUUAGCGGAAGCAUUGCUUUCUUAAAUACUGAACGCUUCAAACAAAAAGUACAAUUCAUUCUUUUGGAGCGUAAUUUCAUUGAUAUUCUUGAUGCAUGUAAGGUGGCGGAUUUUAUGUUAUUUAUACUUUCCGCAAAAGUCGAGGUUGAUCAAUUUGGAGAAUUAUGCCUUAAAGCUAUUCAGUCCCAAGGUUUUCCAUCAAUAAUAACAUCGGUCUUGUAUUUAGAAGAUAUUCCACAGAAAAAACGCAAUGAUGUCAAAAAAUCACUUUUAAGCUUCAUUACUCAUUUCUUCCCUGAUGAAGAGAAAAUUCAUGCUGCAGAUCAACCACAGGAAGCUCUUAAUAUACUUAGAACAAUAUGUACUCAACUUCCUAAACAAAUUUCAUGGAGGGAGACACGUCCAUAUAUGCUUGUGGAGGAAAUAUCUUUUGACAAUAAUAAUGACGAUAGUAAAGGAACCUUCAGAGUUACGGGAUACGCUAGGGGAACUGCGUUUUCUGCGAAUCGCUUAAUACAUUUGCAGAACUUUGGUGAUUUUCAAUUAAAUCAGAUUACGUCUUGCCCAAAACAAUCCAAAGAUGGUAGAGAUAUGGUAGAGGAUAUUAAAGUACUGGAUACUGCAAACCCGAAAGAGCAGGAAUCCCUAAUUGCGGAAAAUGAGCCAAAUUUUAUGGCAAAUGAGCAAACAUGGCCAACUGAAGAGGAAAUUAUAUGUAAUGAAGGUCAUACUGAGCUGAUGAAAUCUGAUAUACCAAAUGCACCUCCUGGCACAACUCCAAGAAAGAUUAUAAAACGAGUUCCUAAAGGAACUUCUUCGUAUCAAGCCGCAUGGAUUGUUGAUUCGGAUGACGAUAAUAGUGAUGGUUUUAGUGAUGAGGAUGGUGACAUUAAUAUGUGUUAUGAAGAUGACGAUUCACAUUUAUCUAACUAUGAAGCUAAUUAUGAUGAGGAGGAGUAUGAAGACAUUGAAGUUGAGAGUAAACAAACUGGCUUAAAUGAUCACUUGGAUCCUGAAGAAGAAGAUAGACAAUUAAAGGAAUAUUUGGCCAGUCGAGAAAAAGAACACCGAGACGACCUUGAAUUUCCGGAUGAAGUGGAUACGCCAUUGAAUAUUGCCGCACGAAUUCGGUUUCAAAAAUAUCGAGGCUUACAAAGUUUUCGUACUUCGCCAUGGGAUCCAAAUGAAAAUUUACCAAUUGAUUAUGGUCGUAUCUUUCAAUUUGAAAAUUUUAAGAGAACAAAAAACAGAGUUAUUAGUCAGGCUUCUGCUUAUGUAAGCGGUGUAAAGGUUGGAACGUAUAUUACUCUACAUAUAGCUAAUGUUCCUAAAAAAGUAGCAGAAUCCUAUAGUCCAUCUCGACCGUUUAUAGUUUUCGGUCUCUUUGAAUAUGAGCAUAAAAUUUCUGUCUUGAAUUUUUUUAUCACAAGAAAUGGUGAAUAUGAAGAACCAAUUAAAUCAAAGGAUUCGCUUAUCAUGCAUUGUGGAUUCCGUCGGUAUGUUGUGAGGCCGUUGUACUCGCAAAAUACACUAAGAGGAAAAGGCACUAAUAAUGUUCAUAAAUAUGAGAAAUUCAUUAAUCCGGGAAGGUCUUAUAUCGCUACCAUCUAUGGUCCAAUCAAUUUUGGGAACUUGCCUGUUACUUUUUACAAGGAUACUGGUGAUGUUAAUGCGCCAAUAUUUGUGGCUAAUGGCUUUUCCCUAAAUGCUGACCCGAAACGAAUAAUUGCAAAGCAUGACGUAUUAUGGUUUAAACCAGUUCAAUUAACCACAAAGUAUGGUCGCACUGGCCAUAUUAAAGAAUCAUUAGGUAUACAUGGAUAUAUGAAGUGUGUAUUUGAUUCACUCAUAAAACAACAGGAUACAGUAAUGAUGAAUCUUUAUAAACGAGUAUUUCCUAAAUGGAAUACUACAGUUUUGUGGUGUGAUGGAUUGAUUGGAACUAAAAUGACGGUAUCAAGUCAACUAAGAGAUAAAGAUAUAGGAAAUGAUAUCGAUGAUGUUGAAAUGGAAACUAAUGAUACUUCUUGA
Dentiscutata erythropus is the source of this 2385-nucleotide messenger RNA. Lineage: Eukaryota; Fungi; Glomeromycota; Glomeromycetes; Diversisporales; Gigasporaceae. The record is from the annotation of a GenBank genome assembly.